Hevea brasiliensis (rubber tree) is the source of this 1706-nucleotide messenger RNA. RefSeq names its product UDP-glucuronate 4-epimerase 1. The transcript has a single exon. NCBI's taxonomy places the organism in Eukaryota, Viridiplantae, Streptophyta, Magnoliopsida, Malpighiales, Euphorbiaceae. The record is from RefSeq and is a predicted model, not a curated record. Bases 274 to 1569 code for a protein of 431 amino acids.
AUACUGAUAAUAAUCUUUUAUUUUAUGGCUCUCUCCUCUGUUCUUCCCUCCUGUCCUCCAAUCUGGCCGUCGUUAAACGCGUUAACGCGUCGCCUUGUCUCGUCUUUGUGGGUUACCACUACAUAUAACCCUCCCUUUCUGUCUUCAUAUUGGCAGGUGCUGAAAAUAUUAUCGCCCAUUAUUUCCUCUGCAUCUGUACUCUCUUUUACCUAAUCCAAACAAGAAAAAUUUUACUGGUUUAGAAACGAGAAGCAACGUAUCAGAAUCAAGAACAUGUCCUUAUUGGAGGAGGAGCUAUUCCCGUCGACUCCUGGCAAGUUCAAGAUCGACCGUGGACACACUAUGAGUCGUCAUUUCCAUCGUUGUUUUGCCUCUACAAGCACCAUGUUCUUGUGGGCUCUUUUCUUGAUUGCUUUGACCGCUUCCUACUUGAGUUUCCAGAGCUUUAUCGAUUCCGGUAGCAAGUACUUCUCCGCUUCUUGGGGCGGUAUACAGUGGGAGAAACAAGUCCGGAAUUCUGCCCAGAUCCAACGCUCCGGCGGCAUGUCUGUUCUCGUCACCGGAGCCGCUGGAUUCGUUGGUACCCACGUGUCUUUAGCGCUCAAGAAACGCGGAGAUGGCGUCAUUGGACUCGAUAAUUUUAACAACUAUUAUGAUCCGUCGUUGAAGAGAGCCCGCAAAUCUCUCCUUAACAAACGCGGCAUCUAUAUCGUCGAAGGUGAUGUAAAUGACGCGCGGCUUUUAACCAAGUUGUUUGAUGUGGUGGCUUUCACUCAUGUGAUGCACUUGGCGGCUCAAGCCGGAGUCAGAUACGCCAUGAAGAAUCCUCACUCGUAUGUUCAUUCCAAUAUAGCCGGAUUGGUCACGCUUCUUGAGGUUUGCAAAUCGGCUAAUCCUCAGCCGGCUAUUGUUUGGGCUUCGUCAAGCUCCGUUUACGGCUUGAACGAAAAGGUUCCUUUCUCUGAAUCUGAUCGGACGGACCAACCGGCGAGUCUCUACGCGGCUACGAAAAAGGCAGGUGAAGAAAUCACCCACACUUACAACCACAUUUACGGUCUCUCAGUUACUGGGUUAAGAUUUUUCACCGUGUAUGGUCCUUGGGGACGACCCGACAUGGCUUAUUUCUCGUUCACGAGAAAUAUUUUACAGGGGAAACCCAUCCCGAUAUAUCGGGGCAAAAACGGGGUGGACUUGGCCCGAGAUUUCACCUUCAUUGAUGACAUAGUAAAAGGUUGCGUGGGUUCUUUGGAUACUGCGGGAAAGAGUACCGGGUCUGGCGGCAAGAAGCGGGGACCCGCACAAUAUCGGAUCUUCAAUCUCGGGAAUACGUCACCGGUUACGGUACCGACACUGGUAAGUAUAUUGGAGAAGCACUUGAAGAUGAAAGCGAAGAGGAAUAUCGUGGAUAUGCCAGGAAACGGCGACGUACCAUUCACUCAUGCGAAUAUUAGCUUGCCCCGAAGAGAACUCGGGUACAAACCCACAACCGAUUUGCAAACUGGAUUGAAGAAGUUCGUUAAGUGGUAUCUCGCGUAUUACGGCUACAAUCGCGGAAAAGUUGUAAAUUAACUUUUUUUUUUUUUCCUUUUAAUCUCUUUUGGGUUUUUCGUUUAUAGGGAUCUUUAUUUUCCCAAUUUUCAAAAAAUGAAAGUUAAAUGGAACCUAAAAAUCAAGGAAAAAAUAGUAAAAAAAAACAUUAUUCUUUA